UAGCAAACCCAAAAACACCGAAAAUACUCACCGAUAUACUUUAGAACACAAUACAUGACUUAGACAAAGUCAAAUUUCCCUCCAAAUAAAAAUUUUCGUUUUGUUUGUAUUGUCCCGAGUCUCCUAGCAACGCAUAUAAACAAAGACAACAUUGUCAAAGUUGAGCCAUAUUUCAUCGUUACGUUUAAUAAUGGACUGGAAUUACCUCUUUUCGCUAACUCCUGAAGACCUCAGCGAGGAAGAAAAAGACGGGUUGUACAACACAGUGACCUGGUUUAACUGCGACGGUGAAGAUUUAAGUGUGAAGAAGUGCGUCACGGUUAUUAAAAUUACACAGGAAGUGCUGAAGUACAAAGGGGAGCAAGUGGAGGUUUUGUUGCACAAGUUAGACGAGUUGGCGACCCAACAAGGGGAGGAAGAAGGUAGAAGAAUUGAGUCUGAUACAGAAGUAAGAAGUAGCAGGUCGCGAAAAUCGAGUUCUAUAGAGCUUGAAAAUCUAGAACAAAAAUAUCUAGAGUUGAAAAGCAAAUACAAGAAGCAAGGGCGCAUAAAUGAGAAGAAUUCGAACGAAAUUAGUAAGCUUCAAAAGAAGGUUACUAAUUUAGAACAAGAGAAGAAUCGCUUAAUUAGCGAGUUACAGGUAGCCAGUCAGGAUGAUACGCGGUCAGAUGUGUCAGAAACCGUGAAGGAACAACAUAAAGAGCUGGUGAAUACUGUGCAUGUCAAGAAUAAGCAAAUUUCUGAUUUGUUGCGGGAUAUAGAGGCAACUGAACAAGACAAUGUAAUUUUACGCGAAAAACUGACGACUGUCAGAGACGAACUUUCCACAGCUACGAAAGAACUGACGUCGCUGACUGAAAAUUUUAAAGCUUCUAAAAUCGAUCAGGAAGAAUCUCUUGAAAACGUAAAGAAACUGACUGCCGAGAAUGAAAAUUUACAAGAAGAAAUACGAGACAUUUUGGAACAGAAACGUCAGUUCGAACAAGAAAUGGAGGAAUUCACCGAAGAAGUCAAUCUCAGAGUGGACGAGUGGAAGAAAAUACUCGAAGAAAAAGAAAAAGAGAUAAAUGAUCUGCGUUCACGUCAGAUACCACCAAGCCACCACUCUUCCAUGUCCAGCAUCCCUCAAGACAACGAACAGACGCAAGUUUCCGCCCUCAGCAAAGUUCUACUAGAACGAGAGAAACAACUGCUCGAAGUGAAAACGCAGCUCCAGGAAGCGGUCAAAGAGAUGGAGGAAACAACAGCGUCGAUGCAACAACUCAAAGACAACAAAACAGAAAACGAGAGAACAAUUAACGACUUAUCACAGUCGGUUAAAGAAUUCAAAAAACAGCUAAAAUCGACCCACGAGCGGUGUCAAGAUUUGCAAAACGAUUUAACACACGCUGAACAGUUAGUCGUCAAGAAGGAAAACGACAUCCAACAAAUAUUGACGAAGUUGAAGGAGAAAGGUCAGACGGAGUUGUCAGACGUUUUCGAGGAAAUUCAACAACUGAAGGGUCAGAAUCGAGUCCAGGAAAAACAAAUCAUGAAUUUAGUUAAGGCGUCCAAUAAGCUGCAAGAUUCGUGUGACUUGUAUGAGAAGGAAAACGAAGCGCUGAGGGAUAAACUGGGAAUUGCAGUCGACGAAGUCGUCAGUACUAGUAGUGUCUCAGCCAAGCAGAAACAACAAAAGAAAGAAUUCCAGUCGCUGAAAAAAUUGGUACAAAAACUAGAAGAAGACAAACUUGAACUGAAGAUGAAACUUCAUGAGCAGAAACGGCUCCCGGAACAAAGCGAAGAGAAACCUGAUACUUAUAGGUCGCAGGACCACGAUGUUUCCACUAAGGAUCAAAUUAAGGUCUUAGUGGAAGAGAAUGAAGCUUUGAGAAAAGGAAUGCACGAAAUUAUGGACAGUCUCAACUCGAGAAAAGAAUCGAGCUUAAAGGAAGUAAAAUGUGAAACUUUUGAGAAGCUACUGAGAGCUUUGGAUGUUAAGCACAUUUCGGGGUGGUACCACCCUGCAAUGAGACUUCAAGCGGAAUUACACAACCAAGAAGGAGUUAAUGCCGAACUUAGGGAACAACUGCGAUUGGUUAGAUUAGAGUCGUUAUCAGCUAGAAGCAUAUCUGAGAGAAGUGGAGACGUGGUAGACACCAGUCUUGCCAACACGAUUUCAGGGGCUGAUCUUGCCACUAUUAACAGUAUUCACCAAACCCUACAAGAUCUUUUUAUGAAACUGGAAGACGAUACGACGAACAAUGCAGAAAUUGAAGCCAAACUUGUAACCUAUCAGAACAAUUUUGAAGAAAUUCGUCUACAAAUCGACUUACUAUAUCAAGAAUAUCUAAACGAAAAACAAAACUUAAUUGACAAACUUUCGGAAUACGAAGAACGAAUAAUGGACUUGGAAGAAGCUAACAGUAUUAAAGAGAAAAAACUAGCUUUAGUUGUACCAGAAGCAUCUGCAGAUGACGCUUUAGUCACGAAAUCGCUUCAACUAGCCGAAGACAAUAUCGUCCUCAAUAGAAAACGCGCUUACCUCGAAAACGACAUAACGAGGUUAACUUUGCAGGUUACUAAUUUACAAAACGAUCUAACCAGUGCAGAGGCCACUUGUUUGAAAAAGAUUCACGAUUUGUCGCAGAAGAACAAAACGUUGAUCAAUUCAGUCGAAGUUUUGACAAAUCAGGUGAAAUUUGGCGUUGAUUCCAGUGAUUACGCAGAACUGAAGGGCAAUUUUGAGGGUUUGACCGUCAAGUAUAGGGAUUUGUUGCACAAAUUUGGACAAAUGGGACGCGAUAGAGACUUCCAGGUGAAAAUGCUGGAAGAAAUGAGGAAGAAUUUGCAAAACGAGAAAAACGAACUGGAAAAUAAAGUAGUAAAUCUGUGCGAAAAGCUUUAUUGUUGUAGCAACGGUGAAAGUAACGAGGAUUUAGAAAUUUUAGCUACGAAGUUAGCUAAAGUGGAAGCUAGCGAAAUUAGUGAAAGACAGAGGGCGAAUCAUACUAAUAACUUGUAUGAGUUGGUUAAGGAUCAGCUGCAGAAGUCAGAAGAGCGGCUUAAGCAGAUCGACAAAUACAACACCGAGGUUCUUCAGAAGAAUUUAGUUCUUCAAGAACAGUUAAAAGAUGCGGAGAAUAAGCUAGUCAGUUUCGUGGAUCAGGCAGCCCACAAAUCACUUCAGUCGAAAUACAACUCUCUCCUUCAAAAUAAUGAUAAGCUAGUCCUUUCUAUAACGGAUCUACAACACGAAUUAUCGUCUCUGAAGAACUCCACCAAAGUCGCUGCUUAUCGUAGCAGCCAACGUGAACAAGAACUACUCAGUUUGAAGCAUCAGUUGGUGGAUUUGCAGGCCGUUUCGGACGACAAGAUGCAAAUCGCCCGUUUAAGCAGCGAAUUAUCACACUCGCGACUGCAGGAAGCCGAUUGCACCCACAAAAUGGAGCAAUUAUCCGAGGAAUUACGAAUCUCCAACAACAAAAACGCCGAACUAGUGACAGAGAUGCAGCGUAAAGCCGCUGAAGCCGCAGACAGAGACAACGAACUGAAACGAAAAGUCAGUGUCCUGCGGGAGCUGUUGCUCAAGUCGAAGCUGCAGUAUUUGGGGUGCGUGCCGCUGCCGUCGGAGGAGAAGUUUGUGAAUACUAUUCAGAGGGCGGUUAAUGAUAAGCAUGAGGCGUUUUUGAAUUUGUAUAAUGCGCAGAUUGUUGCGAGUGAGAGUAUGGUUUUGAAGGAGCAUUAUGAGAAGGAGCUGGCGAGUGUUGAACAGGUGCUGAAGACGAGUGGGGCUGAUUUUGAGAGGAUAAAGGAAAUUAUGGUGGGGCAUCAGGAGAAAAAGAUGUCGCAGUUUAAUGAAAUAAAAUAUCGUCGACAGUACUCCCUCAAAGAAACCCAACUCCAGCACGUCUUCGACCGCGUAAAAAUCCAAGACGAACAAAUCAUAAAACUCGAAGAAGAACUAUUCGCCUUGCACAAAAAUUUCGCCUUUGAUUUAGAACCAGACACUCCGAUGACCCCCGUCCUCCAGGAAAAGUCUCCCAAGUCCGAUCCACCGAUGAUAAAAAUAACCAAAAGCAAAGAGACGCAGACGGAUGUGACUCAGCAAGAGAAUCUCCAGGAAAACGAGACUUUCAAUAAUUUACGGGCUGAACUUAUUACAGCCACUAAUGAAAUUGCCAGUAAGGAAGAAACGAUCCAGCAACUAAAAAGCAAAAUAACGGAACACGAAAUGAAUAUAAGUUUAUUUAGAAAGCAGCUGGGAGACAAACAGAGCCAAAUUACGUUUUAUGAAAGGCAUAUAUUGGAGCUGCAGAGCAAGAAGGAGAUAUCGGCCACAGAGGGCAUCGAUUUGAACACGAACGAAGAGGUUUUGGCACUGAAGUGUUCUCUGAAAACUUUCCAGGACAAUAUGAAACAGAAGGAAGACGACAUUCUUAAAUAUCAGUCGUUGUUGAAGGAAGAUCGUGAUAAACAUAGCAUGGCGGCGUCGCUAAUGAGAGACGAACUUAAGGUUCUCCAGAAAUGUUUAAGCGAAGAGAAACAGAAAGUCGUUGAGCUGAAAUCCUCCAUCAGCGGCGUCCACCCCAGCAAAGCCGCCCUCGAGCAGUAUUUCCUCCAGGUCCACUCUCUCGAGGACGAAUUGUCGGAUCUACGCACCAAGGUUUCGAGUUUGGAGUCCCAAUUACAGGCCAGCAGACAGGAAGCCGUCAGAUGGCGCGUUCUGGCUAACGACAGGCUGGAAACGAUGCAGAACCUGGGCAAAGACCUGGAGGAUUUGCAUCGUAACGAAAUUAUGGCGUACAAAAACGAGGCGGAAAAAUGGAGAGAAGAGGUUACGAAUUUGAAGCAAAUGAUCAGCAAAUACAGGAGCGAAAUCGGGCACGAAUCGGAUUUUCAGAAACUGAUUAAGGAUAGGGACGAUAAGAUCCACGAGCUGAGCGUCCUGAUGCGACAGGCUAAAAACGAAGCGAGGAAGAACGCAGAGAAAUCCGACCCGGAUUCGCUGAGUAAAGUUAACGAGCUUGAAUCAACCAAGGAACAAUUACUGAGGGAACAUGAAGCAAUUAAAAAAAGAUUUGAUCAAUUAUUGACACGCGAGAGAAGCGCGAGGGAAGAAAUCCGAGAACUAAAAGGGAAACUUUUGAAAAAACCGAUCCUGUCGGCACGCAGCGAGAAAAGCGAGCGAUCCAUCAAAGAGCAGCUCCAAAAGAAAAUCAAUUCGCUGGAAGCCGAAGUCGCCGAACUGAAAGAGAAUCUGUCCCGACAGAUAUCCAUCAACGAGUCGCACCGAGUGAAAAUUUCGCAAGACUUCGAGAGGUGGAACAAACAGAAACACUACCAACAGCUCUCCGAGAAGCUGAAAGCCAAACUGAAGGCGAAAGAGGGCGAUUUUGAGAAACUUCAGGAAACUUGUGCCGGGUACAGGUCGCUGAUUGAGCGUUUAGAGAGGGAAAAGUACAAUUUGGAGAUUAAAAUACGCAAUUUGAAAAGUGGCACGACCCAGCAGAGCUCGGCAGAAAUUGAAAUGCUGAAGUUGGGAAAUAUGAAGUUGAUGUUGGAGAACGAAACUUUGACGUCGAAACUUGAAAUGCAGCAGCACCAUUCGGGGGGUUUGGGGGCCGCCAUGUUGCAGGAGAAGUUGGAGGCGCAGGAGAGGAAAAUCGCCAUUUUGGAGUUGUCGAAUAAGGGGAGCGUGGAGGUCCGCGCCGAGCUGGACCGCCUCCAGAACACCGUGUCGAACCUACAGAAGAGCAACCUGUGCCUAGAAGCGGAAAAUCUGGAGCUGAAAUUAGACCUCGAGAAAUCCACAAAAGAACUUCCUCAUUUGCGCGAACAAAUCCAGCAUUUAGAGAACUACAUCGAGGUAUUAAAGAAGGAAAACGUGGAAACCGCAAAUCCCGACGUGGGCGCGAACCCAAAAACGGACGCGAAAAAAAUCAGCGAGUUGGAAAGGACGAUUUUCGUGCUGAAGCGAGUGGUGGAAAAGCUACAAGCGGAAAAUAAGAGGUUAUUGACCGGAAAACGUUUUUAUUCCGAUCGCACGGGUUCCGAAGAUAAAUUAAAGAGGGACCAUCAGAGACUAAAGGAGCAAUACUGCGAGAGCGUCCAAAAGGUUGGCAAGCUGGAAGAAGAGGUUAAAACGCUGAAAACCGGCCAAAACAAACCUGUUAGUGAUAGUGUAGCCGUUUUAUCGGAUGAACUGGCGCAAGUUAGGGAACAAUUGGAACAGAAGACGCAGUUGUUGAACAAAGUUAAAGUUUUAUUGCAGCGAGCGGCGAUAAAAGAAAAGGCAUUAUUGCAGGAGCUAGAGGUGCUGAAGCUGCGAACGCAGGAAUCCAAGCCGGGCGAAAAUCAAUAGGACCUACAAUAAACAAGAUUAUUGUAGCUAGAGGAUGCAGUUACCCAUAUCAGUCAUAUCUCAUUUAACUUAUUAAAUAUUACACAGAUCUAAUUUCAGGAAUAAAUAAGUGCACAUUUUUGUAUAUUUUUUUAAUAAAGUAAAUACAAAAUGAAA
Zophobas morio is the source of this 6499-nucleotide messenger RNA. RefSeq names its product centrosomal protein of 290 kDa (gene Cep290). NCBI's taxonomy places the organism in Eukaryota, Metazoa, Arthropoda, Insecta, Coleoptera, Tenebrionidae. Gene Ontology annotation, cellular component: ciliary transition zone; centriolar satellite. Gene Ontology annotation, biological process: non-motile cilium assembly; ciliary transition zone assembly. The record is from RefSeq and is a predicted model, not a curated record. The coding region runs from base 191 to 6343 and encodes 2050 amino acids. The transcript is spliced from 21 exons.